This is a messenger RNA of Coregonus sp. 'balchen', 7311 nucleotides long. The record is from the annotation of a GenBank genome assembly. Lineage: Eukaryota; Metazoa; Chordata; Actinopteri; Salmoniformes; Salmonidae.
UUCGUGCACUGUCUGUUUAGCCAGUAGCAGUUCAGGAAAUCAAGAAUGAUCUGAAACAGGAGGUGACACGUACAAGGUUACAUUAGAAUGGUGACUACACAUUUUUAACUCCAUAUUAGUGAGAAGAGAUCACAGUGAGUGUGUAUAGGCUGAACAUGGCAGGGAAGACCUUCAAAGCCGUGAGUUGAACUGUUUGUUAAAUGUUAUCUUUGCCUUGCCCGCUAGGCUAGCUAGCAGCAUAUAGCCACAGCAAAUUCAAAUAUGCGUAUCCGUACAAUCAAAAUCGACACCUGACAUUUGAACAGUUUAUGCAUGUAUGGCUUAAAUGUAAUAAAAGUAAUAACUAGAUGUAUGUGUGCGCGCUUUGUAUGUUAAUAAUGUUGCAUAGUAUAUUGCUACAUUUUUAUUUACAGAUCACACUAGCAAGACUUCUCAUUCCAUGAAAUACUCUCUGACUCCCAGGAUAUGCGCUUUGGCAAUGAGCGUGGACACACAACAUUAAAGUCCCCUGAUGCAAUGUAUAACUUUCAUACUAAAAUCAGAGAUCGAUGUACAAUCUCGCUAAAAGACAUCAAGAGAUCGUGUGGUGUGCCCUAUUUUUGAGAUAGUGGCUUACCCUCCAUUAUUUAAGUUGUCACGUGUUUUAUUCAAUGCCAUGGAAAACGUGUGUGUUUGUGCAGGGCUGGCCCGCUCUUUAGGCAUUGAUGAGGGCAGCAUUUUCUGAGCUACACUGACCAAGACAUAAAACCUCACAUAAUUCUGCCCCAAAACAAUGUCAAUUUUUCUCAAGCAGUGGCAUAUGAGUUUUUUAGGUGAGCGCUAAUGCCGCCCUGUGAUAAGAAGUGCCCACUUUGUCAAAGUCAGGGAUGCAAAAUAUUUAUCUUGUCCAUUCCCAGCGUGCCUCUCCAGGGUGCUGUUGGAGAGAAGCAGCGCUCCACCAACAUUCCUUAAAAAUAUAUAUCUAACAUAAAUCAUGUAGCAGAUAUAGCAUAUGGUAGAAAGAGUAUGUGGCCUUUAAUGAAGCCUACAGGGUGCAGGAAAAAAAUUAUGACUAAGUAAUGACACUUUUUACAUCAUGCAGGUUUCCCUGAUCAAAUAGCCUAACCUAAAUGGCGCCCAAUCAAAUAAGAAAUGCGCGGACAUGUUAACAUAACCUAAAAACAGGACAGGUCAAAGUAAAAUGGACAAUAUGGAAUGGACAAUCAGGCUACUCACAACUGCUGUCCAGGAGUUUCAUCCCGUGGGCUAAAUGGUCAUGAUCAGUGGUUUCAAGUUUGUAUCUGUACAUUUUUUACAAGCUGAUCAUAGCGAAAAAGCGGUGCGGCGGCAAUUCUUUUGUCUCACCCUAGGGCGGCAGAACAGCCAGGACCGGCCCUAGUGUAUGUGGUCAGGGCCCUGACAUAGAAAGGCUCUAUCUGUAAAUCUAUUAGUCUGGAAACAGUUUGUCCUGUGAUAGACAGCUAAGGAAAACAACAGCGUGUUCUGGCCUAGGGAGAGUGGCCUUGAUGCAGUCCCCUCCACCAGUCUCAAUGUUGUUGUUUGUUUGUUUUUCUCUAGUUUUCUAGGGAUGAAGGUCUUUCCCAGCAAGUCUACUGUAACUGGCAAAAACAGUGGAUUAGUUUGAAGUUGAUGCUUCAAAGUGACACUGAUUGUGGUUGGUGUUUUUGUCAUUCUGUAGUUAAGGUUGUGUCGGCGUCAUUUGGCCCAGCUGGGAAGAUGUCCCCAUCCACAGCUGCAACUGUACAGAUCCUUCAGCUCACCAAGGUACUAUACUAACUACACAAGUACGCCUUGUCUGAGCCAGAAUGGUCCAUCUCCUGUUUCUAUUGUGUGAGUCAGCUUGAUGUACAAGUACACCUCCUGGACAGGACACUGAACUAUACAUGCUGUUACUUAAACACUGUAAACUUCCAGAAAGCAACUGCAAGAUGGGAGAAGACAUGGGCAUUUCAGCAACACAGUGUGUGUACUGUGUACAUUUCUUUCCGUCAGGCCAAGGAAGAGUCAAGGGUUGUUCAGGAAGAUGUUUCUGGGCUUGGUGGUGGGUGUUCCCGCGGUGGUGGGGGUCCAGUACGCCUUUGCGGAACCUCGAGAGAGACGGAAGAUGAAGAUCUUGGUGAAGGGAGUCGGUCGCUUCUGUAGGUUGGUCCCAUCAUCACAAUAAUAAUAUCACCUUCCUUUUUGCAUGUGAUCAAAUGUUUUGAAUAAUUUCCUUUGGAGUUACACUCAAACCAUGUCUCUCUCUGUCCCUACAGGUCUAUAUAUGUAGGACUCUAUAUCUCAGUAGAUUAUUGGUGGACCUCCAAUGUGACAUUAUGUGGCAUGGACGAGGUAAGUUUGACAGAAAUAUUGGGUGCGUUCCUCUGCCCAGGCAUUGCUGAAGCAUUCCAGAUAUUACAACGCCUGGAUAGGUAUUUUACGUAUCAGCUAACCACAUGUUAUAGCAAUCUGGUGCCCGACGGCACAGUCGAUGACGUGGCACGCAACCAUUGGUUGACGCAUGCAUAGUCUGAGCAGGGGAACGCGACCAUUAUGAAUUGUGACAGGCCUAAUUGUCUGUCCGUGUAUGUCUGCUAAACAAUGGCGUGAGUCGGAAACCAUCUCAGUAGUUCAGUCAGAACAAUCACAUCAUCUUCCCCUCCCGGUUUUGCCAGAGCAGCCCAUCGUUUGUGGCAGGGAUGUCGUUGUGCCACCAGAGGGCAGCAGACGGCAUGGUGGCGGGAGCGGUGCAGAACGGGGGGAUAUAUGUUAAACUGGGACAGGGCCUGUGUGCGUUCAAUCACCUGCUGCCUCCUGAGUACAUCAAGACACUGCAGGUCCUGGAGGAUAAGGCUCUCAACAGGAGAUACAAGGAGGUGAGACCUGCAGUACUUUGUCUUGUCAAACAUUGAAGAACAGUUAAUGAAGAAAUAAGAUACAAGAGGCUGUAGUGAAAGUGAUAAAAGAGCCAUUCUUGUAGUUUUGUCACAGCUUUGAAUGCCUCUUCACCAUUCAUAAUGUGAGGCUAGAACUAGCCAUUUUAUAAUGAAAAGCGUUAAGGAACAUUCUUACAUUAAAUGAUCUGUCACGUUCUACCAGGUUGAUGCUCUGUUCAUAGAGGACUUCAACACGACUCCAGACAAGAUGUUUAAGAAGUUUGACUAUGAGCCCAUCGCAGCAGCCAGUCUGGCCCAGGUCCACAAGGCAGAGCUGCAGGAUGGGACUCCUGUUGCGGUCAAAGUGAGUUCAGGUUAACUGUACAACACAUUCAGCCACAGAAUUAAUAGUAUACUGUGUAUGAUUUACACUCUUAAAUAGGGGUCACCACGACUGGUUAAACCAAACUGUACACUUUGGUUAAACCAGGCCAGGUGUAGCUCUCCUGAUUCUGAAUAAUAACCACUCUCUCUUCCCCAGGUGCAGUACAUAGACAUCCGGGAUCGGUUCAAUGGUGACAUCAGGACUCUGGAGAUCCUUCUGGAUGUUAUAAAGUUCAUGCACCCCAGCUUCGGCUUCAGAUGGGUCCUCAAGGUAAGGGCUCAAAUUUGGUAAGAAACUGUCUUACUUUUAUGGGACAUUCUCAUCAGAUAAUACCCCGCAGAGCAUGAUUAGAUACAGCCCUAGACAUUGUCCCCUAAACUAACCUAAUGUUGGCAUUCUCUGAUUUUAGGACUUGAAGGGGACAUUGGCUCAGGAGCUGGACUUUGAAAAUGAGGCCAGGAACUCUGAGAGAUGUGCAGAGGAACUGAAACACUUCAAAUUUGUUGUCGUGCCAAAAGUGUACUGGGACCAAACCAGCAAGGUGAGAGACUGCUGAAAAUCAUAAUGGCUGCAUUCAAACAUGCAGCCCAAUUUCCAUAUCUUUUGACCAAUCACAUCAGAUCUUUUUCAUCAGAUCUUUUUCUGAGCUGAUCUGAUCGGUCAAAACACUAAUUAGUGAAAAAAAUAUCCGUAUUGAGCUGCCUGUCUAAACGCAUCCUUUGAAACCUUUUUGACCACUUUUGUAUUAUUGUACUGUAAUAAACAAACCAUUUUCCUUUAGAGAGUGUUGACUGCAGAGUUCUGUGAAGGCUGCAAAAUCAACAAUUUGGAAGAAAUCAAAAGACAAGGACUUAGCUUGAGAGAUGUAAGUGUCUAUCGUGACACAAUAGAAUAACCUUUGUCUAUGAUCAUUAGUACUCAGAUAAAUGUGUAAACAGUUUUCCCUGGCUUUUCAGACUGCUGACAAGCUGAUCCGUACGUUUGCAGAGCAGAUAUUUUACACUGGCUUCAUCCACGCUGACCCUCACCCUGGCAACGGUAGAUCAGGGGGCAUGUUUACAGUUUCUACUGAACUGUUAAGAUGCUCAUUUAUUGAUUUGUGUAACUUGUACCAGGCCAGUUUACAAGAGGUUUUUCAGAGAACUUUUUAAAUAGGUCAAGUUGAUAACAACAAAUAACUGUACAGUACAACAAUAUUUGCUUAAAAUGACUUGGUGACCUUGAAUGCAUGUUAUCUGUACCAUGUCACAGUGCUUGUGAGAAGAGGUCCAGACAAGAAGGCAGAGCUAGUACUGUUGGAUCACGGCCUGUAUGAAUACCUCAGUGAAAUGUAAGGUUCAUAAGAUAAUAUGCCAUUUAGCAGACACUUUUAUCCAAAGCAACUCACAGUAGUGUGUGGAUACAUUUUACAUCCUACAACCUUGCAAUGUAGUCCUGUAUAUAUUUAAUGAUACAACUUUUACUAUCAGCUCUAACCCUUGACCUUUGGCCCUGUAGUGACAGGGUAGCGCUGUGUAAACUGUGGAGGUCCAUAGUCCUGAGAGAUGACGCUGCCAUGAAGAGGUACUCCAACAUCUUGGGGGUCAAAGGUGCGAGGACAACUGUCAUUUAAGCUCAAACUGUUUCAUUAAUUUAAGCAGAAUUCACAUGCCUUGAGCAAAUCCAGUCUCACAACAGACUAAUAAAAACCUGCUUACAAUAUCCUGAUUCCUAUCAGACUACUUCAUCUUCUCUGAGAUGCUGCUACAACGGCCAAUCAACAUGCGGAAGGUGGGCCUGUCCAACAUCCUGAGUCGUGAAGAGACAUCCUAUAUGAGGGACAUGGCUGUCAAUCACUUUGACAACAUCAUGGCCGUGCUCAAGUCCAUGCCACGCCCCAUGCUGCUGGUGUUCAGGAACAUCAACACGGUCCGCAGCAUUAACAUCACACUGGGAGCUCCGGUAGACCGAUACUGUGUCAUGGCCAAGAGGUUAGUAUAGUAUCAGCAGCAACAUCAGGCUGGGGGCUCCGGUGGACAGAUACUGUGUGAUGGCUAAGAGGUGAACAGACGACUGUUUCACAUAGCAGCAGUUGUAGGUGCUUACUAACCGGUUGUCCUGUCUCCAGCGCUGUGCAAUGCUGGGGGCGGCUCCAGGCAGAGAGGCCGGGAGUUCUUCCCAGGUUCAGGGUGUUGCGAUGGGUGCGGACCACCUGGGAGAGCCUUAAGUUCGAGUGUGCCCUGAGGUAACGAAUUAUCCUCAACACUAUACACUCAGUAACCACGUUUUUAUGCAAGUAAAGUCAUACAGUAUACAAAAAAUAAAUCACGACAGCUGUGAUUGAAAUGGGACGUUUUGGUACAAUUGUAUAAAUGGCGACAGAAUUUGUUCGUUCGACGUGGUGGGAUCUUUGUCUAUAAAAUUAACAUGAGAAAUGGCAGUGGAAACACCUUUGUGAAAAUACUGAACCAUCAUAUCGAAGUAAACUUGGAGUCACGCGAUGAUAUUGUGUGUGUGCUCUACCCACUACGACUCGGGAAAGCAUGCAGUUUAUUAGGCUACAGAUGGGAAAAAAUAUUAACUUCACAGGGUGGUGAAAGUGCACGGUGAUCUUGAUGCUCCUUUCCAAUGAAUAUCAAGGGUCCUUUUCUGGUGACAUAAUCGAUGCUUGACUGCCAUUUGACAAAUAUUCUCGCACUUAUCCAUAAAUCUCAUGUAGACUAGCCUAACCGCACUGUAUCUGCAAGCUGUUGGCUAGAGCGCAAGUGUCAAGACCAGUUUAGGCGCAUUUGCUAUUUAACAAGUUUGUGACAACUGUCAGAGUUGAAUGCGAUGGAAACACAUUGAACUUCAGACUUUUUAUUCGGUACAUGAAAACUUAAGUGAAAAAGUACAUUAUGUGUACUACAUCACAUACUGAUUUUUAUCUGCAACAAGUCAGUUUGGAAACACACCACUGGUAGGAAAAUGCAUAUUUUCUUUAUGCAGAUUAUAGAAUAUUUGCACAAAAAUCAGUUUAUUAGGUACACCCAUCUAGGACCGGGUCUGACCCACUCCCCCUUUACCUCCAGAUCACCCUGUAUUCUUCGGGACAUGGAAACGUUGCGUAAUUGGUAUCAAGGGACCUAACGUGUGCCAGGAAACAUCCCCUACACCACCGCCAACAGCCUGUACCGUUGACACCAGGCACGAUGUGGCCAUUGACUCAUGCUGCUUACCCCAAAUCCUGACUGCCAUCAGCAUAACGUAACAGGGAUUCGUCAGACCAGGCAAUUGUCCAGUGUUGGUGAUUGCGUGUUUUUAGCUGAUAUGAGUCAAACCUGGUGUGGUAGUCUGCUGCAAUGGACCAAUGAUCUGUGUGUUCCGAGAUGCCAUUCUGCACACCACUGUUGUACUGCGACAUUAUUUCCCAAUUUGUGGCCCGCCUGUUGGAAACUGUUGUGCGUGCAAAGCACAGGAGGCCAGCCUUUUCAGUGAUACUGGAACUAACAAUCAAACCCACGGUCACUCGUUUUGCCCAUUCUAAAUGUUCAAUGAACAGUAACUGGAUGCCAGUCUGCCUGCAUUAUAUACCAAGCCACGUGACUCACUGUCUGUAGGAACAAACCAUUUCUGUGAAUGGGGUGGUGUACCUCAAACUGGCCACAGUGUAUAGCAGUAGACCCUGCUGGGUAGGUCUUCAGACGUUCCCCAAAAUACAUACAAUUAGCAUUUUUAGUGACAAAGAUUUGCCUAAAACAUUAACUUCAAUCAUUGUAUCUUCCCAGGUCAGAGAUGGCGAUGAUGAGUCUGACACGAUCCCUGCUGUCUCUGUUGUCUUACUUUAACCUCAUAUCGCUGGACGAGGAAGUUUACCAAUACCUGAAGUAGAGGCUGACACCCUGACACACCAUACCUCAGCUGCAUACCUGAUACUAGUGACUCCUGUUUAAAGCUCAAGAAAUGCAACCCGUUUGACAGGAGGAUAACUACUGAAUAAGUAUUUUAAUAUCUGGAUAGAUGGGCUGCCACAAUAGUGCUAUGCAUUUCCCACAUCUACAGUACAUACCAAAUCUGCUUUGGCAGAAUGAAGAUUUAUGUACAAUUGUCUUA